AUGGGGAGUGCGCUGGAAAACUACGUGAAUCAGGUGCGCACGCUAAGCGCAGCGGGCAGUUAUCGUGAGCUGGCGGAUGAGUUGCCCGAAUCGCUGUCACUGCUGGUGCGCAACUGGAGCAUAUUGGACAAUGUGCUCGAGACACUGGACAUGCAACAGCAUACACUGGGCGUCCUCUACGUGCUGCUCGGCAAACUGCACAGCGCGGCGACUGCCAAUCCAGAACCAAUGCAAAUUAUUGAAUUGAUGCGUGAAUUUGUGCAGCGCAGCAAUUUGGACCAACUGCGCUAUGCCGUGUGCCCAUUCUAUGAGACUUGCCAUUUGUUUACGGACUUCUUGGUGCAGCACAACUUAAGCAUUUUGGGCAUUAAAGUGCUCUCGCUGGCCAUCGACCAAAUACGACAAAUGGAGACACAGCUAACGCCCAUACACGCCGAUCUCUGCCAGUUGAGCCUGAAGGCGAAAAACUUUAAUCUAAUACUGCCUUAUUUGGAUACGGAUAUAACAGAUAUUUCCACCGUAGCAGCCGAGUGCAAAAAUCAACAGCAACAGCAGCCGCAGCAUACGCUCGAUGCCAACAACGAUGCGAAGUACUUUUUGCUCUAYUAUUAUUAUGGCGGCAUGAUCUAUACGGCCAUUAAGAACUAUGAGCGUGCUCUCUACUUCUUUGAGGUCUGCAUCACGACGCCAGCGAUGGCCAUGUCGCACAUUAUGCUGGAGGCAUACAAAAAGUUUCUAAUGGUUUCAUUGAUUGUGGAGGGCAAGAUAGCGUAUAUACCAAAGAACACACAGGUCAUAGGACGUUUUAUGAAGCCGCUGGCAAGUCACUAUCAUGAYCUGGUCAAUGUGUAUGGCAAUUCGUCGAGCGAAGAGCUGCGCAUUAUAAUACUCAAAUACAGUGAAGCAUUUACGCGUGAUAAUAAUAUGGGCCUAGCCAAACAGGUGGCGACGUCUCUCUAUAAACGAAAUAUACAACGUUUGACAAAGACCUUUCUCACGCUGUCGCUGAGCGACGUGGCCAGCCGUGUCCAAUUGCCAAGUGCGGCGGAAGCUGAGCGCUAUAUCUUAAAUAUGAUAAAAUCGGGCGAAAUCUUUGCCAGCAUUAAUCAAAAGGAUGGCAUGGUGCUCUUCAAGGAUGAUCCAGAGCAGUAUAAUCUGCCCGACAUGUUUCUCAAUGUGCAAACGAAUAUAACGCAGGUGCUCGAUUUGGUUAAACAAAUCAAUAAAAUGGAGGAGGAGAUUAUACUGAAUCCCAUGUAUGUGAAAAAAUCGCUGGGCAGCCAGGACGACGACUUGGCGUCGCAGCAUCCCAAAACCUACUCGGGCGAUCCCACGGAUUGAGCAAAGGAGGAAAGCCGUAGCAGUAGCAGCAGCAGCAGCCACUAAAGCAGAGAAACUGCUAAAAUAUAGAUGGAAACAUGCUAUUUUAAAUUAAAUAAAAAAAGAACACUAAUGUAUAAA
Messenger RNA from Drosophila arizonae, 1461 nucleotides. It is a transcript of the gene CSN3, whose product is annotated as COP9 signalosome subunit 3. Lineage: Eukaryota; Metazoa; Arthropoda; Insecta; Diptera; Drosophilidae. Gene Ontology annotation, cellular component: COP9 signalosome. Gene Ontology annotation, biological process: ubiquitin-dependent protein catabolic process. The record is from RefSeq and is a predicted model, not a curated record.